Molecule: messenger RNA, 750 nt
Organism: Trichoplax adhaerens
Lineage: Eukaryota; Metazoa; Placozoa; Uniplacotomia; Trichoplacea; Trichoplacidae
Exons: 2
Coding region: 1-750 (249 amino acids)
Biological process (GO): translation
Cellular component (GO): mitochondrial large ribosomal subunit
Molecular function (GO): structural constituent of ribosome
Source: RefSeq, a predicted model, not a curated record
AUGGCGGCUGUCCUUGGACAUAUCGAGAAGAAUCUAUCACUCUUAGCUAAUUUACCGCGCGUAGCUUUGAAUAAUAUACGAGAUAUACCUGGCGCAAGGAAAGCUGCAGUACGUGUAGGUAGAGGUCCAGGAUCUGGACGUGGAAAAACUUGCGGACAUGGUCAUAAAGGUCAAGGCCAGCGUAAUCCUAGCAAACCUCGUUUAGGUUUCGAGGGUGGUCAAACACCAUUUUAUUUAAGAACCCCAGAACAUGGCUUUAAGAAUAAAUUUCGUAAAGAAUAUGAGCUCGUAGAUCUAGGAAAGCUCCAAUUAAUGAUCGAUCAAGGCCGUAUUAACCCUAAAUCACCGAUAGACAUGAAAGUUUUACGCGAUUCUGGGGCUGUUAGCAAGAAAAUUACCCACGGUGUUAAAUUGCUAGCGAAGAACUCCGAUAAAUUCAAUUCAAAACUCGAUAUUGAGGUAUCUCGAGCAACUCCGCUAGCUAUAUCUAUGAUAGAACAAGCAGGAGGUAAAGUUACUUGUGCACAUUAUAACAAAUUGGGAUUGAGAUAUCUUCUAAAGCCGGAAAGAUUUAUUGAUCGAUUGCCACCUCGUCGUGCACGUCCCAAACCGAAGCAAAUGACCUAUUAUACAGAUCCUCACACUCGUGGAUAUUUAGCUGAUGAAGAUGAAAUACGUAAACUGCGUAAAAUGAAUCAAAGAAGAAAUAAGCCGAAAGAUUACAUUGCACCCAAAGAAACUGCUGUAUAA